Messenger RNA from Prunus avium (sweet cherry), 1576 nucleotides. It is a transcript of the gene CP33, whose product is annotated as chloroplast RNA-binding protein 33. Gene Ontology annotation, biological process: chloroplast rRNA processing. Gene Ontology annotation, cellular component: chloroplast thylakoid membrane. The record is from RefSeq and is a predicted model, not a curated record. NCBI's taxonomy places the organism in Eukaryota, Viridiplantae, Streptophyta, Magnoliopsida, Rosales, Rosaceae. Gene Ontology annotation, molecular function: mRNA binding.
ACCUUAUCCAUGCCAAUAGUCAAUUGCAAAGCCCCUCCCCUGUCUUCUACUUGGAGACCUUCCCCAACCAAAAGCCAACUUUUCAAUCCCACCAUUUCCUCUCACAAUGCUAGCUUCCUCUCUAUCCAUGGCUUCUACAAGUACUUCUUGUUCUUCUUCACUCUGCAACAAAAUCUCCAACUUCUCAAUCCCCCACUCACCCACCCCAAUCCCAAGCCACUUCCCGCCACAUAUUAAACCCCCUAAACCCCUCAAGCUCAAAGCCCAUUUCCCCACCUUCUCUCGCCUCUCUUCUCUCACCCAAUUUCGCCGCCCUUUGGCGGCCUUCGACGGUUUCGAAGUCGAAGAAGACAGGGAUAGUGAAGAACAACAAAACCCAGAAGCAGAACCCAUUGAAAAGGAAGAAGAACAAGAACAAAGAGAGGAAGAGCCGAAGGUAGCGUCUUACAAUGACGCUGGGAGGCUCUAUGUAGGGAAUUUGCCUUAUUCUUUGACUUCAACCCAACUGGCUGAGGUGUUUGGUGAGGCGGGCACUGUGGUUUUCUCAGAGAUUAUUUAUGACAGAGUCACAGAUAGGAGCAGGGGAUUUGGGUUUGUUACAAUGUCAACUGUGGAGGAAGCUCAACAGGCCAUUCGGAUGUUUGAUGGCUCUCAAGUAGGAGGAAGAAAUGUGAAGGUGAACUUCCCAGAAGUGCCAAAAGGAGGGGAAAGGGAAAUAUUGGGACCCAAGAGCAUAAGGAGUGGGUUCAAGGUGUACAUAGAUAGCCCUCAUAAGAUUUAUGCUGGAAACCUUGGCUGGGGCCUGACUUCACAGGGUCUCAAAGAUGCCUUUGAAGGGCAGCCAGGGCUGUUGGGUGCCAAGGUCAUAUAUGAGAGGGGUUCUGGAAGAUCCAGAGGUUUUGGGUUUGUCACUUUUGAAACUAAUGAGGCUGCAGUAUCUGCUGUUGCUGCCAUGAAUGAAGUGGAGGUUGAUGGGCGGCCUUUACGAUUAAAUAUGGCUGCAGAAAGAGCUAGGACUGUUUCUGUUUCCUCCUCGCCAGCAUCAGAAGCAACUGCACAAGACACAGACAGCAGCGAAGUGGUUUCUCCUCCAGCAUCAGAAACAACAACCGCAGAAAACACAGACAGCAGCGAGUUGGUGUCUCCCCCAGCAUCAGAAACAACGACAGAAGAUGCUGGCAGCAGUGAAUUGGUUUCUUCUAGCGUUAGCGUCUGAAUUCCGGGGUUAUUAUUGAAGAGGAGUGGGUGCUUGAAUGUGGGUUAUUCUUGCUUCAAUAUCCUGUUCCUUUUCCACAGCUGUGUGCAAAUUGCCAAGUUGGUAUGAGGCAAAUUCGAGAGUUAAAAUGGUUUUCCUUUUUGUUUGGUAAGAGCAAGAGUUACAUGGUUUUAGAGCAAAUGUGCAUGCAGUUAACGUAGGCACAACAAGGUUGCCUAGUACCAGUUUUGUGCCACAAAAACUGAUAUUUGAGGCAGUGGCUAUAGGUCCUGUAACAAUGGCAGAAUCCAACUCUUAAUCGGCCCUGUAUUUUUACUUUCAUUCAAUUAGUGCAUUGAUACGCUUGUCGUAUACUGAUAA